Molecule: messenger RNA, 875 nt
Organism: Sorex araneus (European shrew)
Lineage: Eukaryota; Metazoa; Chordata; Mammalia; Eulipotyphla; Soricidae
Gene: DPEP2NB
Product: DPEP2 neighbor
Source: RefSeq, a predicted model, not a curated record
CUGGUCUCUGGACCAAAGGCAGUACUAUUACUGAUGUCCACGCUCAUGACCUCAUAUGGCUCCCACACCUCAGAGCCUCCCUGCCCAUCAGGUAUCUACCCAUGAUCUGUGGCCUCCUCAGGGACCCACCUUGUUCUCACUCACUGCAGAGAACGUGUGAGCUGUCAUCCAUGGCGGCAGCGGCACCCUCUCCUCCCACACCCGGCCACUACCAUGUUCUCUACCGAGGGUUUGGAGAGAGCCAGGUGGGCUGGCAUGGGGAGACAUACUGCCUGGUUGGCGGCUACCGGACCUACGGAGAUGCCCCCGUGGCCACCCCAGAGAAGAUGGAAACAGAAAAGCGCCCCCGACGGGCUCCCAAGAGACGCCACACUCGGUCCGAGUCGGACAACGAGCUGGGCUGCUCCAGCCCCAAGAUUCAGCGUUUGCAGCCUGGUGGCAGGAGGCAGAAACUCGCUGGCUGAGCCCCUCUGUUGAGAGAAGUCAUGAACCGCCGGACACGGCACCUGCCUCUUCCCUCGGACACGCCGCUGCACUCAUGUCUGUGCCUGUCUGUGCCUUUCUUAGCCCACAGCCUCCUUCCGGGACACUGAGGUCUGAAACAAAAAGCUGCUGGGAACAUCCUGGGGCUGAAGCCGAACCUGGAAAAAUAAUCCUCAGGUUCCUCUGCCCCAUCCUCAAGUCCCUGCCAUGGUGGCAGGAGGAAUAGAGCACUGUUCUGGACAAGCAGGGAAGACCCAAGAGCAGAGAAGGGGACGGUGGCUUUCCCCACACACUCCUCCCUGGUCACUGCCAGCAGCCACUGCGCUUAUCCGGAGGGGUAGGCCUGCUUGGAAUUAGAGGAAGCAAUCUGUGGCUCUCUGGGGGUUCCCUGA